Corticium candelabrum is the source of this 1787-nucleotide messenger RNA. RefSeq lists its product as uncharacterized. The record is from RefSeq and is a predicted model, not a curated record. The transcript has a single exon. Bases 123 to 1616 code for a protein of 497 amino acids. NCBI's taxonomy places the organism in Eukaryota, Metazoa, Porifera, Homoscleromorpha, Homosclerophorida, Plakinidae.
CGUAUGACGUCCAACCAGAGGUGCCAUCGGGCGUCGAAGGUUACCGACUCAUCGACGUGGCACUUCUUGCAGACUUCUUGUCCGAGCAUCUUGUUUGCAGGAAGUGUCACGGAAGAAUCGAGAUGACGGAAGACGGCGGCAAGAGAAAAGGCUUGUCAUCCAUGCUUGUCGUCACCUGCCAAGAAUGCGCUCACGAGGAGAACACGUACACGAGCAAGAAGGUCAGCGGAGGGGCUAUGGACAUCAACAGAAGGAUAGUCCUUGCGAUGAGGUUGAUUGGCAAAGGACUCCAACCCCUAGAGCAGUUCUGUGGCGUUCUCAACAUGCCAGGUUCCAUGGAAGUCAAAACCUACACCGGUCACGUGACAGCUUUACGGAAAGCAGCGAAAGAGGAGGCAGAAAAGAGCAUGACCAAGGCUGUCAACGACAUCAGACACCUCUACGAAGUCAAUCCAAACGGUAUUGUAGAUAUUGGGGUGUCUGGUGAUGGAACCUGGCGGAAGAGAGGUUUCUCAUCCUUCCAUGGCGUAGCCACGGCAAUUUCUAUAGUGUCUGGUAAAGUCGUCGACAUUGAAAUCAAGUCCUCCUAUUGCCGUGCCUGCGCCCUCUGGGAGAAGAAGAAAGGAACACCAGAAUACCGCCAAUGGGAAGAGAAACAUGGACCAAAGUGCCACAAGAACUACUCUGGGUCGUCUGGUGCUAUGGAGGUGUCUGCAAUUGCUGACAUUUUUCAGAGGUCUGUGGCCACGAGAGCUGCUCGUUAUACAGAAUACCUUGGAGAUGGAGACAGCAAGGCUGUGAAGCUGGUAAACGAGCAGCAGCCAUAUGGCCCAGACCUGGUCGUUAAAAAACUGGAGUGCAUCAACCAUGUCUCUAAAAGAAUGUAUGCUCGCCUUGAUUCUGUAAAGCAACAAUACGAGGGAAAGAAGCUGGCUGACAAGAAAGGGAUGGAUGGCAAGGGGAGAUUGACUGUGGCCAUCAUGAAGGAAUUGCAAGGCUACUAUGGACGGGCAAUAAGACAGAAUCAAGACAGCAUACAAGACAUGAAAAAGGCCAUCUGGGCAAGUUACUACCAUCGAAUAUCAACAGACGACCAUCCUCAACAUCAAUACUGCCCAGAUGGACCUGAUGGUUGGUGCAAAUACAAUAACGACCCCACCUCCUACGAGCACCACGAUGUCAUUCCAGCCGCCAUAGCCCCUCUAAUCAAGCCGUGCUACGAGGAGCUCACAGCAGACACACUAUUGAGCAAGUGCACUCAUGGGGGUACUUCUAAUGCUAACGAGGGAUUCAAUAGUAUUUUAUGGAGAAUAGCUCCAAAGUCGGAGUUCUCAGGAACUCCGACUUUGGAGCUAUCCUCCUAUUUAGCUGUAUUGUCAUUUAAUGAUGGGGCUACAGGUGUACUGAGAACUUUAGAGGGAGCAGGGGUUAGAGUAGUGGGUAGACAUACAGUAUUAGCAGUAAAGAAGAAGGACACGAGGAGGAUUAACAUCAUGGAGUACAGGCAAAGGGCAAGUUUUAGACGAAGAAGAUACAUACUAAAGAAAGCAAGGAAGCGGAUACAACAUAAGGAAGCAACAAAGGAGGGACUAACAUACGGUGCUGGACAAUUUUAGGUGUACCUGCAUGAAUUUAGAUGAUAGAAUAGUGUGUGAUACUUAGAUGACAGUGAACUGGUACUAUAUUUAGAUACUGGUGUAGACUACUCUAAAAUCUUGAUAAAAUCGUCUGCUGGACGCUAUGUCUAUAGAAAAUAUUCAAAUACAGUUGAGAGUUGCGGCUUUGUA